Molecule: messenger RNA, 915 nt
Organism: Gilbertella persicaria
Lineage: Eukaryota; Fungi; Mucoromycota; Mucoromycetes; Mucorales; Choanephoraceae
Product: ABC transporter transmembrane region 2-domain-containing protein
Exons: 4
Coding region: 1-915 (304 amino acids)
Biological process (GO): long-chain fatty acid import into peroxisome; peroxisome organization; very long-chain fatty acid catabolic process
Cellular component (GO): peroxisomal membrane
Molecular function (GO): ABC-type transporter activity; ATP binding; long-chain fatty acid transmembrane transporter activity
Source: RefSeq, a predicted model, not a curated record
AUGGUGAUUUAUUAUACAUAUAAAUGCUGGUCUGUUACUGGGUUCCUAGGUCCUUUGAUUAUUUUUCUUUACUUCUUUUUGGGUACCUUAGUUAGUCAAAAACUAGUCCAGCCUAUCGUUGGCGCUGUCUUUUUCAAGGAACUACAAGAAGGCAAUUUCCGUUAUCUCCAUGUUCGUUUGAGACAGUUUGCAGAAUCUAUUGCAUUCUGCGGCGGUGAAGAUGAAGAACACACAAGAGCACAAAAAAGCUUAGAUACAUUACUUGCUUAUCAACGCACUGUUGUGAACAAGGAGCUUCCUCUUGCCAUUGCCAAUCAGAGCUUUGCUUAUAUAGGUUCUAUCUUUAGCUAUCUAAUCAUUGCUAUCCCUAUUUUUACUGGUGCACUUGAUGGAAAGGAUGCCACUGAGCUGAGUAGUAUCAUUAGUGCCAACUCAUUUGUCUUUAUGUAUCUGAUCUUUUUGUUCACAAGUAUCAUUGAACAAUCCAGCAAGUGUUCUGACCUUGCAGGCUAUACAGCUCGUAUUGGUGAAAUUUUAGAGACAUUUGACUCUGUAUCCUAUACACUCGAUAAUAUUGAAAUCGAUUGCCCACAUCGACAAGAUUAUUCAAGCGACUCAAUCGAAAUUGAGGAUGUGAAGCUUGUUUCUCCAAACUCAAAAGUGAUUGUGCAUGACUUUAAUUUGAAGAUUAAGCAAGGCAAUCAUGUUGCCUUUGUUGGUGUUAACGGUUCUGGCAAGACAUCUAUUCUUCGUGCUCUUGCUGGUCUAUGGCCUUGCAGUGAAGGACGUAUUUGCAUGUCUCGAGAUGUUUUAUUUUUACCACAAGUACCUUACUUGAUAGAAGGAUCAUUAAGAGAUCAAAUGCUGUACCCAAACACGUCUUCUAUAGAAAGCAAGUAUAAGCACAAAAUGUAA